Mya arenaria is the source of this 609-nucleotide messenger RNA. RefSeq names its product putative nuclease HARBI1. Lineage: Eukaryota; Metazoa; Mollusca; Bivalvia; Myida; Myidae. Bases 1 to 609 code for a protein of 202 amino acids. The transcript is spliced from 4 exons. The record is from RefSeq and is a predicted model, not a curated record.
AUGAGACGAGUGAAGUCUGAGUUUAGCAACAUAGCUGGAUUUCCAGGUGUUAUAGGGUGUGUUGAUGGUAGCCUCGUCCGUUUGAUCAAGCCUUCACCAGACCAAGAGAGAGGUUUUAUCAACAGAAAAGGAUUCCCGUCCAUAAAUGUGAUGGCAGUUUGCGAUGCAAAAGAAAAUUCACAUUUAUCAAUGCGCAGUGGCAUGGAUCAGCUCACGAUAGCUUUAUAUUCCGAAUAUCCACACUUGGAUGCCACAUGGAGAGAAACCACAGGGGUUUGGAAGAUGGGAUUAUUCUUGGAGACAGCGGAGUUGCAGAUACCAACCAAAAGACAAACUUCAAUAGGGGGUUCUGCAGAACAAGGGAACUUAUUGAGUGUACGCUAUGACGUUGGAAGAGGAGAUUUGGAAUUCUCCAUGGAGAGAAAGACACCAGCCAAGGCAUCAGAAGUGAUUGUGGCGUGUGCUGCUCUCCACAAUAUAGCCAUCAUGCUGCAAGAACCAGAUGUGCCUGAUGCUGACAAUGACGAUGGGGCAGACGCACAAAUACCAUAUACAGGCAGGGAGACUGGCUUCUUGGUCAGGGAUCACCUUGCUCAAGUUUACUUUUAA